CGGGGAGGGCCUGUAGAGGAAACAGAUAUUUUUAGAAUAACACCCUGCGUGCCGGGAGGCGUCUUUCACAUUUCACAGGAACAAUGACACACAUGUGUCUUUAAAAAAGAUCUUCAGGUGCAUCCAGAGGAAGAUGAAACCUGUCAGAUAAGUUCUCUCGGUUGUUGAAUGAUGGCGAGUUCAGCUGUCCAACCUGCUGCUGUUUCUCACAGAUGUGAUAGUUAUGGCUGUCAGAUGUGAUCAUAUAAGUUUUUUGAGAAACGGGAAAGAGCGACGCUGCGGCUGAAGCGCUUUUUCCAGAUGGAACCAGAGCUGAGGUUGGAGUCAAGUUUGUGGGUCGGGAAUAAAAGAUACCGGGCGGUCCUGACUGGCUGGCAUUUCAACUGGACCGAGGUAGAUAAGAAGAAUCGUGAGAAGAAAACAAUUUCAGUACCUGUGGCAGAGGUGGUUGGAGUAGAGGAGGGACGGAUUGACGUACUGCCACGGAAGUCAGUUGAGGACACAGACAAAGACUUCACAGUUUUCUACGUGAAACGCUGCAGCAGUGGCAGCUCUUAUGGGUUACUAUGGAGACUGGGGCAGACCCAGUUCAGCUGCCCCAGUCGGGUUCUCAGGGACCAGUGGACAAAACACCUAAGGACCGCUCUCAAAACUCACAGUCCGUUGCGGCCGCACAGACUGUUGGUGUUUAUCAACCCAUUUGGAGGGAAAAAGAAAGGAAGACAGACCUACCACUCUCUGGUUGCCCCUCUGUUUGAGCUGGCUGGUAUCAGCUCUCAUGUAAUAGUGACUGAGAGAGCAAACCAGGCCAGAGACCACCUCCUAAAGAAAGACCUGACAGGCUUUGAUGGUGUGGUGUGUGUGGGUGGGGAUGGCAUGUUCAGCGAAAUACUUCACGGUUUGAUUGGGCGGACACAACAAGAGGCAGGCCUUUGUGAGAAUGAUCCGGCUGUCACUUUACAGCCUUGUCCGCUUCAUAUUGGCAUCAUCCCUGCAGGCUCUACAGAUUGUGUGUGUUACGCCACAGUGGGAGUGAUCGACCCUGUAACUUCAGCUUUGCACAUUAUCAUUGGAGACUCUCAGCCUUUGGAUGUGGGUUCAGUCCAUCAAGCCUCUGCUCUGGUGCACUACUCAGUGUCUCUGUUGGGCUAUGGCUUCUAUGGAGAUGUACUAGCUGAGAGCGAAAAACACCGGUGGAUGGGACCUUUACGAUAUGACUAUUCAGGCACAAAGGUGUACCUGAGCAACAGAAGCUAUGCAGGCAUAGUUCAGUAUCUACCAGCAGACCCGGUGCUCUCCAGCCCAAGAGAUAGAACACGCUGCCUCUCAGGGUGCAGUGUGUGCUCCCGAAGCACAGAAAGACUUUUCCACCACUCUUCAGAUUCAGCAUCCUUGCACAGCUCCCAUUACAGCCAGUUCAGCAAUGACUCAGAGGGUGAGUGGGUGACUGUGGAGGGCAGGUUCAAGUGUGUGUCUCUCACUUGUAUGUCCAGCUCAUGUCCCAAGAGUCCACUGGGCCUUUCUCCCUCUGCUCACUUGGCAGAUGGAACAGGCGACCUCAUUCUGGUAUGGGACACUCACCCACUGGGAUUCCUCAAAUUUCUCUACAGACAUACAAGCACACAGGACCAGUUUGACCUGCCGUUUGUGGAGGUCCACCGCGUAAAGGCAGUCCGUUUUUCCCUCCCUUCUGGCAAAGAAGUGGAAGCAUAUGAAGAGACUGGAGCCAUGAGUGGUGGGAUAGAUGAGGAGAGAAUCUACGUUGAGACUGUAAGCAGGAAUGGAUCUCAGCAGCAGCUGACAGAGAGAGGCACAGAAGGAGAAGUGACAAAUGAGCAGAAGACAGCAGAUCUCUUCCUGUGUGGACUGUGCUGCAGCAAAGCUCCUGCUGUGUCAGUGUGGAACUGUGACGGAGAGAUCCUGCCUUUCACUGAGAUCCUCUGCAGGAUUCAUGGCCAGUUGGUUCGUCUGUAUGCCAGGGGCAUCGAGGACGGAGCAGUCGUGGACAACUGUAGUGAGGAAAAUGACUUAAAUGUUUGAAAGGACAUCCUACACAACAAUUCUCACCUAAGUGUUGGAGGGAAAAGUGACAAUAGGAAUGUUUGUAAGGCAAGGAUAAUGUGUACAUUUUGAGACAACAGCCAGCCAAACUUGCAGUCUGUUAUGGCCAAAGUGUUCCUAAUAUUUCAGGUAAUUUUACAUUGAAAUAAUUAUAAAAUAACUAUUUAUUCUUAAAUGAGUGUUUGUUGAAUACUGCUCUUUAAAACACUAUCAAAAACUUGAUACAUCUGUAGUGCAGGUUUAUUUUUAUAUGCAGUUGUGCGCAUUGUAUUUAUUUUCACUUGAGCUUCUGGAGAAUGAAAUCAUGUGGAAUGACAACAGAAGUUUCAAGAGAGAAAAAAGGUGCAAUAAAAGACUGUUCUGACUCCA
Messenger RNA from Larimichthys crocea (large yellow croaker), 2430 nucleotides. RefSeq names its product ceramide kinase family protein. Gene Ontology annotation, biological process: ceramide metabolic process; phosphorylation. Gene Ontology annotation, molecular function: ceramide kinase activity. Lineage: Eukaryota; Metazoa; Chordata; Actinopteri; Sciaenidae. Bases 301 to 2040 code for a protein of 579 amino acids. The record is from RefSeq and is a predicted model, not a curated record. The transcript is spliced from 13 exons.